Molecule: messenger RNA, 5593 nt
Organism: Marchantia polymorpha subsp. ruderalis
Lineage: Eukaryota; Viridiplantae; Streptophyta; Marchantiopsida; Marchantiales; Marchantiaceae
Source: the annotation of a GenBank genome assembly
CGGAAUGGCGGGAAAUAUCAGAUGCAUUCGUGUGACUCACGGUCCACUCUGUAACUCCUGAUUCCCACAGUCCGCGCUCUGCAUCUUCCGAUUCCAACAGUCUGUUGACAGAUCAUCUUGUCACCCGUACGAGAUACGAGGGCCGAAUGAUUAGGGGAAUAAAAACAUACUCCAGCUCAAGAUAGAUUCUCUCUUGAAGAGGCCAAAUCUACUGCCAAAAUUGAGCGCAUUGAAUAGAUCCGAGAUCGAUCCUUGCUUUCAGCGAAUCUCAACAGAAGAGAUGUCAUCGCAGUCUAUCCUGCCGGUGGUGGUUUUGACGUUCUAUCCACUCACUGUUCCUGAUCAGGGCGGUUUUGACAUCCCCUGCCGCAUGAUCUGCCUCAUCCGGCCGAAAACGAACUUCAGAUAAUGCCCAUCACGAAGGGGAACCCAAAUAUUUGGGUACAGGGACAGCGAAGCCCGGAGAUAGAUCUGGAUAUGAGAUACCUUCGGCGGGUGGGCGGUGAUCAGCUGUGCUUGCCGUGCGCUAGAACGGAUGAGCGUGGCGGGAAUGGCGGAUGCUGACUCGCACAAUUAGAUGCAAAACUUGUCAUCAACGCUAGCUUGCUCCCAGCUCGUCCUACGGACCGCGGACCGGGAGCGCGCUCGUGGCGAGAACAAGUGGCGAGGUGAGGAUGAAGUUGCCGAGCCGACUCGGGUGGACGGCUCUUGGAACAGAUUCGACUGGCAGACCAUCGCGAAGUGCCUUGUGCGCUCGUUGGUUUUUCCCACUUGAAAAUUACCUACAGCUCCGCUGCAGUUUUUUUCGGGACACUUCUUGUGGACGGGAGCAGUUUUGAUGCCGUCUUGUCAGAGGAGGAAAAGCUGUUUGUAAUGGAAGAAAAUAAGUGAAGCGGCGGCAAAAGGGAGACCGAGGAGCAGAAACGACGAAAAGAAUGAUACUGCGAGAAGGUCAAGCGAGUUCGGGGAUGGACCAGUGGCCUACAAGUUGUCUCGUUGUGAUGCCUCGAAGUUAGAGAUAUCGGAGGACUUAGUCCUUGUCUCAAUCUAAUGAGGGCUCACCGGUUGUGUCCGGACUUUGAAUGAACCGAGGCGGGCGGGCCCUCCUGGGGGAUCAAGUCUGUCUGCUUACAGAUGUGAUGUUCGAUGCUUGAUGUUUUGUUGGUUCAAUCAAUCUGCGUGGCGAAGUGCUCACCGCAGCCCCAGCUGUAUAUCUGUCCUCCUAGUUCGCCAGGAAUGCCACGUUUGCUGCUGGGCGGCUUACCAAUCGAAAGCAGCUGCUUUCAUCGAGCUUUAAUUAGCUUCGGAUCCAUGUGCGACCAAGCAACCGGGAGCGGAACACCCUGUGCUAUCCGAUUCCGAAAAGCAGCUGUAGUGUUCGAAUUUCUAUCCUGGGCGAUCUACAAUUGUAUUCUUUUGCUUUCCCGACACCGGAAACGGGUUUGGUGGGAACCUCGAUACCGGCGGUUUGAGCACUUAGAAUCCGCUGUCUUGAUCCAGAUCACUCCAACUUUCGAGGCAUACGUGUGCGGACCAGCGGGUCAGCUUACGGCAGACAUUGUUGGAAAACAAAGUUUCUAAGAUUGUGGGAUUGCUCAUGCUCCUGAUGCGAGUUCUGAAGCGUGGAGGUCAUAAGAUGUAGUAGGUGUCCAAGCGUAGCUACGGGACGUCUUAUCGUUGCCGGUUGCAUUAUAGUUUUGCUUCAAUUGCAUUUUUUUCGAGCGAAGUUGUGUAGUAGACAUAGCCGUAGCUCGGGUGAGAGGCGAGUUUCUACAACAAGGUGUUUGCAUUCUCAGUAGCUAUCCAUCUAAAUAUGAUCGAUCAGAAUUUCUCGGGCCGCUGAUAGUGCGACGGUUGAAGAUUGUUUUAACUCAAUCAAGAUGAUCCCUAAUGGAUGAAGAAUAGUGGGUGUAGAGAAAGAAGCACUAAAUAAUUUGAAGAUGCAGGUGACGUCCCAUGCUUGUUCAUAGGUCUACGAUAGUAAUUAUAUAACGUUCGCGCCUUGUUGGUAGAGAGGAAAUGUAGAUGGAAUCUAGAUAUAAUUUCAGCCUCAAUGUAGUCUCGUGGAUUCGGCGUUCCUUUCUGAAUCACCGAGCAUUUGACUGCAGAGUUGUUUCCCCAGUUUUAUAGAACACGAACCCGCAACUUCGUCCCUCCCACAGGAUCCAAUGGAGGACCCUUUCUGCAAUAUUCACGAGUUGCAGUACCCGAAAAGACAUGAGAAAAAAGUGUCACAUGCCUCCGCCCAGACGCUCCUGUCCAAGCUGCAGUCGUCUCGGUUGAUUGUACUAGCGUACAAAAUCUAAAGGUCCAUUGAGAAAGACGAACUAUACGGCAUCCAGAAGUAUUGCCAUUGAAUUAUAGUUCUGAAUCCCCGUCUCCUGAACGCCACAAAGAUGACAUCUUGACCUCUGAUGCUCACGAAGUGGGAUGGUUGUUGAUUUCUACUUUUGAACAAACACAUCACACUGAUCGAAUCUUUUUUAGGUUUAUGUGCAGAAGUUGGGACAUUCGGGGUGGCUCAUUGACUACAAUCUGGCAGCCUAGCCGUCUUACUUUUCGAGGAAAGUAGAAUCAGCUUUUCUGAAUCCUGAGCUUGUUCUUCAGAUUUAGGGUUGAAUAAACCAGUCCAUGCAGUCUCGCUUGCACGGUCUCAUAGGGAUUUGGACAAAUUCUAAGAGGGCUCAAUCUGGACAAGGCACUGCCCAAGUUUAAGUGAGUCUAUGACGUAGACGACGAGCCUCGCUUUCUGCUUACUGGUUGUCCUCGACUUUUACGAAUGUAUCUACGCUAUAGCUUAAGAAUCGGAAUAAAGGCCAAGUCGGAACGCCAGCUUCAGAGGAAGGGAUAGCAGAUAUGAUUGGCACGGUCUGCAGCAAGUCGUGAAUACCUCAUCGUGGCUUCCAAUGAACUGAUCUAAAUUUUCCAAGUUUCUUGGCGUGGCACUACAUUAUGAUCAUCGAGUGGUCAAAUAGUGGACUCGUUUCAGCGCACUGCUACGGCCGCCGUAAGGAAAGACCUGAUCAACGGAGAAAUAGACCUGUCGGAUUGGCAUCUUUACAAGCGCUGGCAUCCCAACUUAGAGCCUCACUCAGAUGGCUCUCGAAUUGCCGAUUUUCUCCUUUCGACAGCAUACUUUUGUAAUUCUCUGAUGGCUCCGAUCGACCUGCCGCCGCUGUUUUUUCAUAAGAACCUGCCGUGUGUAUGGACAGUAUCGACCUUAAAGAACAGGAUGGGGACAAAUGGCAUGCGUUAGUGGAUUCUUUGAGCAGAUCCUUGGAGCACCUUACCCGAACAGCUGAAGGUUAGAGCUGUAGAAACAGUAGUAUUAUAUCGUUUUUUACAAGUCCGUGGCUUGUGCGAGAUCCAUUGUUGACGACUGGAAACAGUGCAUCUCAAAGAUGCGGAGUUCUUCUCAGAUCUCUUAAAGUCCUCUUUUUAUCUGCUUCAAGGAGCACUUUAAGAGAGGAGCAACAAAGCUACAAUUGCUCAAUUCGGUUGGACUUUCUUCCGAGUGAUUCUUCAUACGGCGAGAAUGGGAGUAGAGUCGGUAGAGUACUUGAAAUAGUCUACAUGGACAGGUGUAUUAAAAUACCGUUCGAAAUUGACGAGGAUCCGACCGCGUGCUCAACGGGGCCCUGGACGACUGCCAAUUGUACGUAGACGGAUGUACAGAGGUACCGAUCUGCAAGUAAGGGUGAAAAGUCGGGUGCUAGGGGGAACUCAUGAGGUAAGGAUUGGCAUGCAUGCCCCAAUCAAGUCGGAGGGAGACUAGUCCCCAUGUCCGGUUGUUUGGAGUGAUGCGGAGAAGAUCCUGGGGGAGCUUAAAAGUAAAGGACAUCGCAGCGUUUUGUCGACCUGAUCUAGCGGCUGGGACCCUCUUCCGUUAUCGGGGGUGUACCUGCUCCCAACCCACGGCAGUGUGGGGUGGAACGUGAAGCUAGUCUGUAGGAGAAGGCCUAAGCAUCGGCUUUUCGAGGCGGCGUUUCUUUGUCGAGAAGCUGGCCUCAUCAAGUUCGACAGUUGUACAUAACACGUCACGCCCCGCACGCGAGAUGGCUCCGUCACUAGAUGUCAUGGCCAAACACGCAAGCACGCCUUCUACCACAUCAGCAAAGCUUUCGUCAUGAGAUCAACAGGUCGAUCCAGUCGGCAGUCAGCGAAAUGGAAUGCGGGAAACACCAACAGCAUUCGAUCCAAAAGAGGGAAGACACGAGUGAUCCCGAUAUACGGUUGGUAGUCACACUUACGAAACCCACUACUGCGCGGACUUCAAUGGGCGCUGGAUUUUUGUCCUUUCAGGAAAAGGAGAUACAAUAAAGACAGCACACAAGUUGAUUCCCUGGACUCUACCCCCACACUUCGACGAAAGCUUUCAACCAAUUCACCUGUCGUUGACUGAACAGAACCUCCUUGCCCACAUGAGCAGUGCCUCGCAUCCUUCGCCGCUGCCUGUGUGUCGCAGGGUGCUCCCGAGUUACGGUCACUCUACCGACUUUGCAAUUAUGCUGCGAGACCUCACCAUCAUCAGCACACGUCCUGUGCAGCAGCCGCCUCAGUCCAUUCAUCGUUCUCAUCGUUCUACUGUUUGCCCUAUGAUAUUUUAGAAAUUUGUUUAAAAUAUUCCAACUGGGAGAUUGCUCCUCAGAUGCGACUAAAUUUGGACGCAGUGUGUCAGAGUUCCGGAUUACAAACCAUAGGCCAAUGGCGCUUAUGGCCCGACCUAGGAGGUGGGAACAUACAGUUAGCAUGGGCGGAGCUGGCAGCAGAUCGUGUCAUGGAGUAAGAAGCGAUUUCGACAGUUGCACUUUGCAAUCAAGGCGAAGGACGUGCCAAUCGUCUUCAGAGUCACUGAGUUGCAGCAUAUAGAGAUAGUUUACAUAGGAGGAGGGGUCAUCCUGGCGACGGUAAGACGUUUUAAUCAAUCAGGCUUCUUUCAAAGUGGCCAAUUCCAUUUUCAGUGGAUUAUCUCCUGCAACUCAGGCCACGCACACCGCAGGACCAGCUGAGAUGUAUGUUCAACGUUGGACCGAUUACUAGUCUAUCUACAAUGUAUCCACGUAGAAAUGCGUACGUGGUGAUACGGGAUCGAGAGAUUUUUCAAUAAGAGAAGCCAUAUCUGGCUGAUACUUUAGAAUAUAUGACGUUGUGGCCUCUACGAAGGUGGCUGUUUCACACAUAGUAUAAGGCUGAGUAAGUUAUUACGGAUUUUGCAUGCGAGUCCGUGAAGUUUCAGUGAGUUGCCCUUCAAGCUACUCGAUCUACGCCGAUAUUUUAUAUGAGUAACGCCUACAUUGGUCCCCGUGUGAAAGACCUGAGCGACGAGGUCCCAUAAACCCCACUGAACCUGAGGAGGACCAAGUUUUUGCGGGACUUCGGCGGAAUGAACAUGCAUUUACCAAAAUAUUCUUGGUCUUUCACACCAAGGUUUUUUUCUCUUGAAAUAUAUAACAGUAAUCACAUAUUUCAUCCUCGAUAGCUGCUCCCAACUUGCAGUACCAUUCGUGAAUCAUAAUCUUCCCCGAGAUACACUUGGUCGCUGCUUUGUCAUGCUCUUAAAAGUAUCUGUGGACUCAGCAACGUCAACACAUGG